GUCUCGUUCUAUCGCGCACAUACAUUUCUUACGCUUGCUGUAAUGGAGAUGUUUCUCAUCAUUGCUCUGCAGCUUCUCAUGGAGGUUUGGUCAUAUAACAUCCCUAAUAUAAAAGCAUCUCCAGAUGUCCUGACAAAGUCCCGGUCAUUUAAUCUGACCUGUGAGAGUCCAGCAGAUGUUACAGUAAUUCAGUGUUAUUUCUAUGCAAACAGACAAAAUGAAAAUCAAGUCGUACGACUCAGUCCAUGUCAUCUUAGUCUCACUGGGGCAGAAGUUCUCUCAUGGACGGGUGUUAAAUCACCUGUAUCACUGGACAUUGGUUGUUACUACACAACAGAUGUGAGAGGGGUUCAUAAACCAUCACCUCACUCUCCUCCUGCCACACUGACAAUACUGAAUGCUCUUAAGAAACCCGUCAUCAGUGUUAAAGAAAGUGCUGCCUUGCUCAGUAUAAAGUGUGAAAUCCCAGCGUCAGUCCGAGCUGAUUUCAUCUGUAAUCUCUACACUGAAGAUGGAUCUCUCACACACAGAAGUCAUUCUCAGAAAUCACAGUCUAGAAAGCAUUUUUGUCCAUUCUAUCUAAGUCCAGAUGAAAUAUUCGCAGAUGAGCAAACAAAUAACAGCCGAGAGCUGAGUUGUGAUUAUGUGCUGAACAUUAAACCUGCGGAAAUGUCCCCACGUAGUGACACGUACACCAUCAGAGAUGUUACUAAGACCCCUCACAGAUCUGCAGAUUACACAGGCGUGGGGUUAACAGUACCACUGCUUUCUGCUGCUUUAGGAAUAUGCAUGUGUGUAAUUAUGGGAUUGAUCUGUAUACACCAAUGCAUACAUCACUCCAGCCCAAUGAUGAAUAACUCCUCUGAAGACUCAGGAGCUGAUGAUGUUCUCACAGUGGUGGUCUACAGCACAUCAACCUGGCAUCCUCAGACAAAAGAACAUCUGUUUUGAGAUGCUCUCUGACUGUUCUCUCUUCUGUUCUAUUGUAGUGACACCUGCUUUAAAACAUGUCUGUUUUAUUUGACUGUGAUAACCUACUUAAAAUCAAAACACUGCAAAAAAGUAAGGUAAUUUAAGGUCAAUUUAAGUAUAGGUUUGUGUUAAAAACAAGCAAAAGAAAUCUGUCAAUGGGCUGAAGAAAAUAAACUAGGUACUUGAGAAAAAGGUCCAAGUAAAUUCAAGUUUAUUUUUCUCACCCCAUUGGCAGAAUUGUUUGCUUCUUUUUACCAUAAACCUAUUAUUUCUUAAAUUAUUUUUCAUAAAACAAGACUAAAUAUCGUAAAUCAAUAUACAAUUUCUUGACAAGAAAAGUGACUUAAGAAGUUUUAGAUAUUUGUACUAAAAUCAAGACAAAAACACUUAAUAAGAAUGUCAUUUUUUUGCGGUGUUUUGAUUUUAAGCAGUCAAAUAAAACAGACAUGUUUAAGUCAUAAACUUAUACUUAAUUCUUAUAUUUUUCUCCUUAAAAAGAGACUAAAUAUCUUGGGACACUUUUCUUGUCAAGAAAGUGCAUCUCGAUUUAAGAAUGUUUAGACAUUUGUUCUACAAAACAAGACAAAAACACUUAGUAAGAAUGUGUUUUUUUGCAGCGAAUAAAACAGAUUUGACCAGUCAUGGUAAACAUGGUUCAUUCUCUUACAUUACAUUUCAUUCACCUCAAUUGAACUAUUUCUCAUAACAGUGUGAUGCAGUCGUGAGUCCUGUUUUUAAUGCACUUCUUAUGAACUGAUCUGUCAGUGUUGUUACAGGUGUAAUUCUAGCCUAUCACAGACAGGUGCUUUGUUAUGACAGUUAUUACCCGCUCAUAAGAGUCAUACCUGUCAGCAUAGAUAUAAAUAACUAGAUGCCACAUUAGCAUCUGGGCCACUAUAGACCGUUUCAUCUGAUGUGCGCGGACUGCAGCUAACUUCCUGUCUGUGUUUGUUUAUCAGUGUGGCAAGUGUCUAAUAAUAACUAUUUAAUUUAGAUGAUUAUUUUAUUGUAUUAAAUAAACGAUUUGAUUAAUUUUGUUGUAUGUUCAUUUUAUUAAAUAAACUAUUUGUUGAAUGGGUCCUGUAGUUUUGACCAUGGUUUUGACGCGUAUAAAGAACCGUAUGGAACAUUGACGAACACAGUGUUAAAGUUGAAUGUGCUGUGUCAAGUUCAGUGUUUCUAACAUGUAAGAUUUUAUUACUUUGAUGUGAACUUUUUGGUUCACCAUUUACCAUUCACCAUUACACCAUUUAUGUCAAA
Triplophysa rosa is the source of this 2232-nucleotide messenger RNA. RefSeq lists its product as uncharacterized. The transcript has 7 exons. The record is from RefSeq and is a predicted model, not a curated record. Lineage: Eukaryota; Metazoa; Chordata; Actinopteri; Cypriniformes; Nemacheilidae. The coding region runs from base 43 to 951 and encodes 302 amino acids.